Heterobilharzia americana is the source of this 1896-nucleotide messenger RNA. The record is from the annotation of a GenBank genome assembly. Lineage: Eukaryota; Metazoa; Platyhelminthes; Trematoda; Strigeidida; Schistosomatidae.
GGCUUUUCGGGGCCAGGAAGACAAUUGUGAACAUUCCAAUAAGACAGACGUAGAACUCAAGGAACCAUCUUUCAUUUAUUCUACAACAAGAGGUUUGGAUAAGAGCCAUCCCUUCCCCAUAUUAUUACUCAGUUUAUUCUCUUCUACAUCAAUUAAUAACUUAAGCAAGUGAGCAAUGUUCACCACAAUGGAUGUUUAUGAUGCAGCUUUAUCCAUUGGUCGUGAAUGUCAAUUAAUUGUUGAUCAAUAUAAUGAUGAUUUAUUAGAAAAUUUGAUGCCAAAAAUUAUUUAUAUUUUAGAAGAGUUAGAAGCUUGUACUAUUUAUUGUGACAAUGAAAAGAAAGAAAUUGUACAUCUUCAAGAGUUGGCUGAUGAACUACGUGAAGAUCAGAAAUCAGAUUUACUAUUAAAAGAUAAAUAUGAUCAAAGUUUAGAACAACUUGAAAGAAGUUGGUAUUGUGAAAGUGAAAAAUUAUUAAAAGAAAUUAAUGAAUUAGAACAAGAAAAUAUUCGUUUAACACAUCAUUUAAUAUCAUCUUGUAAUAAAGAAGUUAAAGAGAAAGAAGAACAAGAUAAUGAAAAUUAUUCAAACAUUUUAAAUAAAUAUAUAAAAUAUAAUAAUGAUUCUGGUGAAUACAGUAAAUCUUAUUCAAAAGUUGACACAUUUUUAUUAACUAAGACAAAAUUGAAUCUUGAAAAUAUUUCAUCUAAUCAUGAAGUUGAUAAAACACUUGAUAAAUUGAAAAAUAAAUCAACUGAAGAAGAAUUAUCUAAUAUAAUGUCUAGUUUAUUAUUAGAAACUGAAGAGAGAAUACAAUUAACAGAACAAGAAAAUCGUGCUGCUGAUCUUCAAUUAAUUCAACAAUUGAAGGAAUGCGUAGCGAUUAACUACAAGUCUGCUAGACAAAUUCGUCGUGAACUAGCUGAAGUUAGCGCCUCAUUAGAUGCAUCAGAAGAAGAAGUUUGCCGUUUAGCACGUCAAAGUGGUCAACUAAUGGCAUCUUGUGCUCCUCAUAGACGUCAAACAGGUCAACUUGUGGCUGAGAAGGCUACACUUGAAGCACAAUUGUGUGUAAAAGAAAGAGCAUUGGCCAGCUUACUUGGAGAAAUGUCAUCUGAUGAAGUUGCUCAAAUUCAGGGUUCUGGGACAUCAACUGAUACUUAUCAGUCAAUUUUACACUUAUCUGCUGGACAAGGAUUAGAAUCUUGUCCGAUUAAUUCAGAAAGACCAUCUUAUAGUGAACAUAUAUCAUUGGAAGAAUUACGUUAUCUACUACAUGAACGAAAUGAAUUGAAGUGUAGAUUAAUUGAAUUAGAAGAAGAAUUCAACGCUUUAGAAUCGGAGAACCAAAAGGAUCCAGAUGUAGAAGGACCUAUGUGGCCUGAACCUAUUGAAAAGUUACGUCCAGAUUGGCAUAAACGUUCAAAUAUUAAAACUGUCUUUCAAAAUCUUCUACAUCGUUUAACUGAGCGUACUACAGAAUUAAUAUCAUGAAGUUGAUUGGAUUAUAGAAAGCAUAAUAUUUUUGUUGUCUUAUAUCUUAAGUCUACCUUGAUAGAUAAGCAUCUCUCUGAUAAAUUCUAGUCGUUUAUACACUAUGGCUUAACUUGAUUGGUUUCCAUUCCUUGUGUUGUAUAAUUUUAUUGUUUAAAAUUUCUUUUUUUUUAUGUUGUAUGAAUCUUGUUUAUCUACGAUUCGGUCUCUUGUUAUUAUCAUCAUCAUCAUUGCCGUUGUCAUCAUUCAGGUGUCUUUUAUAUCAUUCCCCUGAUGAUUAUUAUUCUAGGCCAAGUGUGAUGUUGACUUACUCGACUACUUUUAACACUGUAUUGUCUUUUUAAUUGAAUACCAAAGAACUUUAGCAUCAUUUUCAACUGAAGGAAGGCUUAUAUACAUUA